Hemibagrus wyckioides is the source of this 3334-nucleotide messenger RNA. Its product is annotated as amyloid-beta A4 precursor protein-binding family A member 3. The transcript is spliced from 11 exons. NCBI's taxonomy places the organism in Eukaryota, Metazoa, Chordata, Actinopteri, Siluriformes, Bagridae. Gene Ontology annotation, biological process: chemical synaptic transmission. The coding region runs from base 504 to 2621 and encodes 705 amino acids. Gene Ontology annotation, molecular function: protein binding; amyloid-beta binding. Gene Ontology annotation, cellular component: dendritic spine; cytoplasm; plasma membrane. The record is from RefSeq and is a predicted model, not a curated record.
GCGCAUGCGCAGUCAGCAUUCCGUGUUAAGACUAUAACGUUUGGUUUGUCGAGUUUUGUCGGGUUCUUUAAAGUUCCUCGUAAUUCUGCCUCGCGUUAUCCUGAUGCGUGUUCCUGGAGUUUUAAUUUAAUAAGUGAACCUUUGGGAGCUGAUGCAUACGAAACGGAUUUUAAGAUGAACUUUGUUGUGCCGGUGAAAAGUUCCAGCUCUCUCGGUAAAUAAAGGUUUCUGAUCCUGUGAUUAUGGUCCAUGAUCCAAAUUAUUGAAGCGGUCGUCAAAAGCAGGAACUUUUCUGUCACCCUCAUCUUAGCAGAUAUCGUAUCAGAGAUCAUAGCAAAUAAAUUGAGUAAUGAUCAGUCCAUCAUUUCUUCUUACAAUCCCUGAUCCUAUUUAAUGCCUUCAAGCUCAUUGGACCUGUUACCUCUUUUUCCCUGUGCAUCAAGGAACAUGGACGGUUUCUUAUCUGCACCGUGACCUUUAAUUUUCUUGUCAUUUGCGCUGGAAUGGAGAAGCGGACAGACGUCAGCGACGAUAAGGUGGCAUCAUCAUCAUCAUCAUUCGAAGACGAGGUUCUAGAAAGCUCCGAUCGAGCGGAGAACCAUUCGAAACUGGAGGACCCGGAGUCCUUUAACUCAUUAGAGCCUCCUCCUCUGGACUGGAGGUCUGACACUUCCAGUGAAGCGUGUUCACUUCGAGAUAUCGAAGAACCUGGAUCUUUCUCCAUGGACACACCAUCAGAGGAAUUAAGUGACUAUAGUGCUCACAAUACGAGCUGUACACCAACAGAAGCUGAGGAUUUCUCAAAUAAGGAAGCUGGACAUUGUGCAAAUAGUAAGCAGAGAAUGACUGAAUCGAACGUUCCUGAAACACCGGAGAAAGAUUUUGAGAAAAAUUCAACGGAGAGUCGUCAACAACAUGAUCUAGACCACGCUCACAUUCAGGAUUUGCUUAAUCAGCUUCAACUCUUUCACCCAUCACUGCCUUGUAAAGAACCAGAACCAGAAAAGUCAACCUUCAGUGCUGACCCUUCAACCCAGACCCUGUCCUCGUCAUGCUCUGAGCCUGAGGUUAGCGCUUAUCCAACAUGCUCAGAGGGAAGCUCAGUAUCCGGCCUUCUCUUCACCAUGAGCCAACAGAGGGAGCUUUUAGAACUGCUGGAAGACCCAGAACCUCAAGAAGAAUUUCAGGAAUCUCAGGAAGAUCACUCUGUUUCUACAGAACAGGCUAGUGAGAGCAACAUCGCACAGCUGCCUGAAUGCCAGACAAGGUACAUCACAAGACGUGGGGAGGCAGAUGAAAUGGUUUCCGUGUCGUAUGGCACAGACGUCUGGCACAGCCCAUUUGAGGAUGAGUUUAUGAUGUCAGGUUACUCGGAGAACGAAGGCAUGGAACAGUGGCAGCAGUCUAGAUGCAUGAUCUCGGAUGAGUCGGCCUCUCCUGGAGCUGAUGUGGACGCUGAGGCUGAAGCUCAGGCUUCAUAUAAAUCUGUAGUGCCUGGUCCUUGUGAUACCGAGGAUCUGCUGGAUGGGAUCAUAUUUGGAGCUAAAUACCUUGGUUCCACACAGCUCCAAACAGAUAAGAAUCCUUCAACUAACGCUCGAAUGGCUCAGGCACAAGAGGCUGUAGAUCGCAUCAAGGCACCUGAAGGAGAAUCUCAGCCAAUGACGGAGGUGGACCUCUUUAUCUCCACUCAGAGAAUCAAAGUGUUGAGUGCAGACACUCAGGAAGCUAUGAUGGACCAUCCUCUGCAGAUGAUCUCGUAUAUCGCUGACAUUGGAAGCCUUGUGGUGCUGAUGGUGCGAAGGAAGCCAGCAGAUCAUAAAAGUGAAAAUUCAGCUGCUUGGUCCUCAUCGCCCCCUAAGAAAUGCUGGAUGAUUUGCCAUGUGUUCUCCUCUGAUGAUGCACAGAUUAUAGCUCAGGCCAUUGGUCAGGCAUUUGGCGUGGCAUAUCAGCAAUUCCUGCAAGCAAAUGGAAUAAAAGCCGGUGACUUCCAACCGGGAGAGUUCUGCCUCAGCUCACAGGAACUCUAUAACGGAGAUCUGGUGCACUUUUCACAGUCUGAAAAUAUCAGAGAGGUUUGCAUAAUAAAGAAGGUUGGGGACAUCCUGGGGAUCGCUGUAGUAGAAUCUGGCUGGGGCUCCAUUCUGCCCACGGUGGUGGUGGCCAACCUGCUGCACGGAGGCGUAGCCGAGCGCUCGGGGGAACUGAGCAUCGGAGAUCGCAUCAUGUCUGUGAACGGGGCCAGCCUGGUGGGCCUUCCCAUCACCACAUGCCACAACAUCAUCCGAGACUUGAAAAACCAAUCCCAGGUGAAGCUCAGCAUAGUCCACUGUCCACCGGUCACCAUGGCCAUCAUUAAGCGACCUGAUCCAAAAUACCAGCUGGGCUUCAGUGUAGAGGACGGAAUUAUUUGCAGUUUGAUGCGUGGAGGCAUUGCAGAGAGGGGCGGCAUUCGGGUCGGUCAUCGCAUUAUUGAAAUCAAUGGGCAGAGCGUUGUAGCCACGCCACACGAAAAAAUCAUCCACAUCCUCACAAAUGCAGUAGGAGAGAUUCAUUUGAAGACAAUGCCAACAUCCACAUAUCGUCUCCUAACCGGACAAGAGCAGCCUCUGUUCCUGUGAAAAAGAGGAAACCUUUACCAUCAAAUGCAGUUCUUCAUACUGCCAAGCAAUGACUCUUUGGUAUUAACUGUCACUCAGUGCACUUCACUUCAUAUCCUGCGAAUCACUGCUGAAAAACAUGGAGCACUAUUUUUCCAAUUAAAGCCAAGCAGGAAUUUCAGCUCUUCUUCAAGAAGCAGAAGAAACUUUUAUGAAUUGCACUGCAUGCACAUUUCUAUUCCACUGUGCCUUUUUUGAUAUGUUCGUGUGAAUGUGUUCCAGCAAAAUUGUUCAUACGGUAUAUUUGAGUAACUUGGCAUUUUCAAGCUGGUCAUGAGCAUCCCCUUUGGGUUGUAGGCUUGCAUGCUGUGUUCUGCCUGCAACUUGUCUGCUUUUAGCAAUAGGAUAUAUACAUUAUAUAUAUUUUUAAGGUGCUGUAUUAGAUUAAAAAUAUGUCUUGUGAAUCUUGUGCUUUUUAUGAGAUUAUUUUUUUAAUGAAAUAGUAAUGAUCAUAUGAGUCAUUUUUAUCAUAUGCAAAAAAUAUUGCAGGUGGCUCGCUACCUCAACUUGUAGCUCAUGCAUCAUUUGUAAGACUACAUAUACGUCUCACUAAUCCCUGCUAUUUAAAGUUUUCAGCUAAAGUGUUUACUAUAACUGAGCGGCCAUAUAGGUUAACGGGUGUCUGCUUUCAAACAUCCUCUUGUCGGUGAUCUUGUUUGUGACGCCUAUAUUAA